UUUAAUAUGAUUUACGUCAGUGGUUGUUAUAGAAUGUAAUUUGGUCUAUUUAUUUGAUUAAACACAUGUUAAUACGUUUUAGCCUGUGAGUUAGCUAUAGUUCAAACAAAGGUGAAAGUUCGCAUUAGUGGGAGGGGUCUGUUUGUGAUUGAAUAACAUUGUCCUACAGACACUAGCCCGUUAAGCAAGCUGGCAACGUCAUUUCUCUAGCAAAGUCAGAUAUUUACAGUUUCGGACAGUCAUGGCAUUCAGUAAUCUUACUAGCAGUCUUUCUUAAAAUCGUGCGUAACAGUGUAGUAUAUUUCACCAUGGCUGCGUUGCUGUUGCAGCUGAACGGCAGAUCGUGCAGAAAUAUUAGGAGUAGGUCCAUUUGGACCUUUUCGCCGAGCAACAAAAGCCGGCACUUUGGGAGUGUGAAUGCUUUUAGGAGCAGCAGGAAAACAGUGCAACGUUUGGCACAGGAAUCUAUCUGUGAAAACUGCAAACUUUCCAGAGAUUUAGUUUUUUUACGACCGUAUUCAAAACAACAACUUCAUGGCGUCAACACUGGAAUUAUACAGCAAGUUCUCUACCGACCACUAAGCCCUAGACUGCUAGGCGUGAGCAAAACGUUAUUUAGAAACCAACUGAUCAAAAAUCCAGUUGGACUGUGGAAUAUUUUAGGCGCCACAAAACAUUUCAGCACUUCCCAGUGUAAACAAGACAAAAACAAGAGUGAUGGCCCCAAAGGGAAAACCCCCGAGGAAGAGGAAGAGGAUAAGAAACGGCGGGAGCGGGAGGACCAGAUGUACCGGGAGCGGCUGCGCAUGCUCUUCAUCAUCGCCCUCAUCAUGAGCCUGCUCAACACUAUCAACAGCAGCGGCGGCAACAUCUCCUGGAACGACUUUGUCAACGAGAUGCUGGCCAAGGGGGAGGUGGCGCGGGUGCAGGUGGUGCCGGAGAGCGACAUCGUGGAGAUCUACCUGCACCCUGGGGCCAUCAUUUUCGGCAGGCCUAGGCUGGCCCUCAUGUACCGCAUGCAGGUGGCCAACAUCGACAAGUUCGAGGAGAAGCUGCGGGCGGCGGAGGAGGAGCUCAACAUCAGCUACAAGGACAGGAUCCCUGUGUCCUACAAGCGCACUGGCUUCUUUGGGAAUGCUCUGUAUGCACUGGGCAUGGCGGCCAUUGGAGUGGCCGUCUUGUGGUACAUCUUUCGCCUGUCAGGCAUGGGUGGCAGAGAGGGGGGAUUCAGCGCAUUCAACCAGCUGAAAAUGGCCCGCUUCACCAUCGUGGAUGGGAAGUCCGGCAAAGGCGUGAGCUUCAAGGAUGUGGCGGGGAUGCACGAGGCCAAGAUGGAGGUGAAGGAGUUCGUUGACUACCUGAAGAACCCAGACAGGUACCUCCAGCUGGGUGCCAAAGUGCCAAAGGGCUCCCUCCUGUUGGGGCCCCCUGGCUGUGGCAAGACUCUGCUGGCAAAGGCCGUUGCCACCGAGGCCCAGGUUCCCUUCCUGGCUAUGGCAGGGUCAGAGUUUGUGGAAGUCAUUGGGGGGCUUGGCGCUGCCAGGGUGAGAAGCCUGUUCAAGGAGGCUCGCGCCCGUGCCCCCUGCAUCGUCUACAUCGACGAGAUCGAUGCCGUGGGGAAGAAGCGCUCCAACAACAUGUCGGGUUUCUCCAACACCGAGGAGGAGCAGACGCUCAAUCAGCUGCUGGUGGAGAUGGAUGGGAUGGGAACCACAGAUCACGUGAUUGUCCUGGCUUCCACGAACCGGGCGGACAUUUUAGACAAUGCCCUGAUGAGGCCAGGGAGGUUGGACAGACACAUUUUCAUCGACCUCCCCACCCUACAGGAGAGGAGAGAGAUCUUCGAGCAGCACCUGAAGAUCUUGAAGCUGACCCAGCCUGCCAGCUUCUACUCGCUACGCCUGGCUGAGCUCACCCCGGGGUUCAGCGGCGCCGACAUCGCCAACAUCUGCAACGAAGCCGCGCUGCACGCUGCCAGAGAGGGCUUCAAGUCCAUCCACACCUUCAGCUUCGAGUACGCCGUGGAGAGGGUGAUUGCAGGGAGCGUGAAAAAGAGCAAGAUCCUGUCCAAAGAGGAGCAGAGGGUGGUGGCGUUCCAUGAGUCAGGGCACGCCCUGGUGGGCUGGCUACUGGAGCACACAGAGGCUGUGAUGAAGGUGUCCAUCGCGCCCCGCACCAACGCCGCCCUCGGCUUUGCCCAGAUCCUGCCCAGAGACCAGUACCUCUUCACCAAAGAGCAGCUGUUUGAGAGGAUGUGCAUGGCUCUGGGCGGACGAGCCGCUGAGGCCAUCACCUUCAACAAGGUCACCACAGGUGCCCAGGACGAUCUGCGGAAGGUGACGCGCGUGGCCUACUCCAUGGUGAAGCAGUACGGCAUGGUGCCCAGCGUGGGCCAGGUGUCAUUCCCGGACACGGAGGAAGAGGGCGCCAUCGGACGGCGGCCCUUCAGUCAGGGCCUCCAGCAGCAGAUGGAUCAUGAGGCGAAGAUGCUGAUUGCCCGCGCGUACAGGCACACAGAGAAACUGUUACUGGAUAACAGAGACAAACUGAUACUAUUGGCCAAUGCGCUUCUGGAGCGGGAGGUGGUGAACUACGACGACAUAGAGGCCCUGCUGGGCCCCCCGCCUCACGGGCCCAAAAAGAUGAUCGCCCCGCAGAGCUGGAUCGAGGCAGAGAAGGACAAGCAGGACACGGGGGAGGAUGAGACGCCCAAGCCCAGACGCCCCCCUCCCAAGGAGGAGGAUGAGGACCUGAGCCUAAGGCCUGCCUAAUCAGUCCCGCAGCUCCCAGCAGCCCCUGCGGGUCUCUGUAGCUGCCCACAGGGCCUGUAGAAACUCUAAACGUGUGACCCUAUAGGUUUGCAGUGUGGUUGGAUAUUCGCUGGUAUAAAGAGCGGCUGUGACAUGGCCUGAUAGGCUGCCCAUCCCUGCUUCUGUGCUCUGUUUGGAGAUUUCCUGUAGGCAGAGCUCGACAGAGCUGUUAACCCUUUAUGGCCCAAGUCCUGCAUCGCCAGGACGUGAAUGUACUCAGUUGUAUGUGUUAAGUUUUAAAUAGUUUUCUCUGAGCUGCUUGUAUUCCAAGGGAUCAUGUUAGACACCGAAAUAAAGCCUGGUGUUGCGGCCCAUAUCAGACAAGGAACUGCAAGGUAAAGGCGUGAAAAACGAGACCUGCUCUGCACCUACCCAAAUAUUUACAGUCGGGACAAAUUUACUCUGCGACAGGCACGGGUGGUCAGAGAAGAAGCCAACAAGAGUGCUCACCCAGAUGGGCACUUUUGUAAAAUUAAUUUAAAUAAUUUAACUA
Molecule: messenger RNA, 3303 nt
Organism: Megalops cyprinoides (Indo-Pacific tarpon)
Lineage: Eukaryota; Metazoa; Chordata; Actinopteri; Elopiformes; Megalopidae
Gene: spg7
Product: SPG7 matrix AAA peptidase subunit, paraplegin
Exons: 17
Coding region: 309-2771 (820 amino acids)
Biological process (GO): protein-containing complex assembly; mitochondrial protein processing
Cellular component (GO): membrane; m-AAA complex
Molecular function (GO): ATP hydrolysis activity; zinc ion binding; metalloendopeptidase activity
Source: RefSeq, a predicted model, not a curated record